AUGACGUCUGUACUCCCAUCUGUUGCGCCCACCAUACAGAAACCACCGCUUUCGCAGACUCACCCUUACACAUGCAAUGCUUGCCAGGUUGCAUUUCGUAACAAUGAUCAACAGCGUACUCAUUACCACACAGACUGGCAUCAAUACAAUGUGAAGCGCAAAGUUGCAUCUUUGCCACCACUCUCCUCUGAGACAUUUGCCGAGAAGGUGCUUAGUGCGCAGGCCAGCAACAGACUGGAACGCGAAAAAGCGUCUUUUGAAAAAAAUUGCUCGGCAUGCAACAAAGUUUACUAUUCCCAGAAUGCAUAUGCGAAUCACCUUGGAUCUAUGAGACAUAAGCAAAAUACCGCAUCGGGUUUGAACAACCUCCGCGCUGGCGGGAAUGCAUACACCGGCUCAAGGUCAGGACGAGUCAUCGAUGACAAGGAUGAGACUGCUAGCGUUGUGAGCAGUACAUUUUCGUUGGGCGACCCUGUUGCCACCACCACUGAUGCCGAUCAAUCGCUCAAGGAUAAAGAGAACGAGAUCGCAGAUGUUGAAUUUGCCAAUGUUGUCAAGGGUCUGAAAAUCUCCUCUGAUGAUGCUAAAAACGAUGAGACCCCCUCUCCAUCUGGUGAAGAAGCCAAGACAUCCGAGGAAGAACCAACGGAACUUGCGCUGGAGGCUUGUCUUUACUGCUCUUAUGUCUCGCCUUCUCUAGAACUCAGCGUCUCUCAUAUGUCAAAGGCCCAUGGGCUUUUUAUUCCCGAGCGGGCUUUUCUGGUGGAUUUGGAGGGCUUGAUCCGUUAUUUGGGUCAAAAGCUCCUCCUCGGAAACCAGUGCUUGUACUGCAACAAAACGAAGGGGGGAUUGGAAGGCGUGAGGACACACAUGCGGGAUAAGGGUCAUACUAUGCUUGGAUUUGAGAGUGAGGAACAGCAAGUGGAACUUGGCCAGUUUUAUGACUUCCGUAGUUCUUACAGCGAUGCGGAAGAGCACGAGGGUUCCGGCGACGAGGGAGAGACCGAGUCUAAACAAAGAGGCCUUAAGCCUAACUACAUCGUUCGUAAAGAAGGAGAAGUUGAAGACGAUGAGUGGGAGGGUGUAUCCGAUGGUGGAUGGGAAACGGAUUCUAGCGCGAGCUCUCUCGAUUCAACUGAGCUUUGUGCGGUUCCCAUUGACCAGAAUGGCCAUUCCCACAAGCAUCAUGGAAAGUCAGAAAAGCACCACAUGCAGGAUGGAUGGCACAGCCAUGCUCACUCCCGCGCGCACGUCCAUGCCGUCUACCAUGAUGAUUUCGAACUACAUCUCCCAUCUGGCCGCUCAGUGGGUCACCGCUCGCUGAACCGUUAUUAUCGCCAGAAUCUGAGGGAUCACCCAUUGAACGACAAGGAUGUUCGCAGGAUUGCAGACACACCAUACCCUCACUCAGGUGACGAAACUGAAAUCGUAUCGGAUGACGAUGAGGAUGGUGGUGUUGUGGUAGCUCUUGAUAGCACCGCGACACCGGCGAACAGACGAAGGUCCGCUAGGGAGGAGAAGAGAUUGGCACUCAUCAGCAGAGCCAAUGGAGGGUUGGGUAUGCUUGGUGUCAGCGAUGCUACGAAGAAGGAAGUGUCGACGAUGGAAAAGAAGAGUCGGGACAUGGACCAGAGAGGAAGGAAACGUUACGAAUGGGGAACCGAGAAGAGAUCAAACAAGCAGAAGCACUACAGAGACCCGUUGCUGCAAUAG
Molecule: messenger RNA, 1713 nt
Organism: Morchella sextelata
Lineage: Eukaryota; Fungi; Ascomycota; Pezizomycetes; Pezizales; Morchellaceae
Exons: 2
Coding region: 1-1713 (570 amino acids)
Biological process (GO): ribosomal large subunit biogenesis
Cellular component (GO): preribosome, large subunit precursor
Molecular function (GO): zinc ion binding; nucleic acid binding
Source: RefSeq, a predicted model, not a curated record